UGUUGAAAAACUAAGGAAAAGAACAAUCAAUGACGUGUACUAGUGUGUAAAAAGGUUUUGUAGUAACAACAAAUAAUUUAGAUGGUAUUUAAGUAAUAAGGAAGCAAGUGGGGACAUCGGACUUCAAGGUGUAUCAAUAUCCGAGCAGGUAUAAUAGUAAUAAUGAGUAUCAGUUAUCAUACUAGUAGACAUAGAUAGACAUGUGUUAUACUAAUGGUACUAAUACGAACGUAGAUCUAUACAGUACAGGGUCGUUAUUUUCUUCCAUUGCAACUGUUGAGCAACGUGUGAGGAAGUAGUCUGAUUGAAUAAACAUUAUGGAAACACUGUACCACCAAACCAACAGGCUCGUGGAAGAUGUACAGCACUCGUUUGCUCGUCUGGAGCAUUGUUUACAGGAAGAAGCUCAUACACUGGAGAAUGAAGUCCAAGCUAGAAUUGAUCAGAUCACGAGCAACUGUGAACGUCUCGAUAUCCUUGUGCUUAAAGAACCUCCAGUUCGGCGUCCUAAUGCCAAAUUGAGAGUUGAUCAACUGAAGUACAGUUGUCAACACUUACAAGCAGCUUUAAGGAAUUUACAGCAUCGACGGUACGUUCGAGAGAGAGAGCUGAAGGAGCGCGAACAGCUUUUAAGUAGAAAAUUUACACCAAAUGAUCAGGAUACAUCAAUAUACAUUGACCAGGCACUACAACAAAACACCUCACUACAGAAUGCUCACAGGGGGAUGGAUGAACUACUAGGAACUGGAUCUGGUAUCCUGGGAAAUAUUAGAGACCAGAGACAGACGUUGAAAGGAGCUCAUCGUAAGAUUCUUGAUGUGGCUAACACUUUAGGCAUUUCUAACACUGUGAUGCGGUUAAUUGAAAAAAGAACUUAUCAAGAUAAGUUUAUACUGUUUGGUGGAAUGAUAGUAACGUGUGUAAUCAUGUUUUUGGUUGUUAGAUACAUGUAUUUCUCAUAAAAUCAAUUGUGUUCGUGUAAUUUUGUUAUCCAAUAUUAUUUUAGGAAAUAUAAAAGUAUAUAUAUAUAUAUAUAUAUAUAUAUUUGGGUGUAAAAAAUAAAGUGUGUGAACUGUAUGAAGCUGGAAAUAAACUCAAAACUG
Molecule: messenger RNA, 1103 nt
Organism: Limulus polyphemus (Atlantic horseshoe crab)
Lineage: Eukaryota; Metazoa; Arthropoda; Merostomata; Xiphosura; Limulidae
Gene: Membrin
Product: Golgi SNAP receptor complex member 2-like
Exons: 2
Coding region: 318-962 (214 amino acids)
Biological process (GO): vesicle fusion; vesicle-mediated transport
Cellular component (GO): ER to Golgi transport vesicle membrane; SNARE complex; endoplasmic reticulum membrane
Molecular function (GO): SNARE binding; SNAP receptor activity
Source: RefSeq, a predicted model, not a curated record